This is a messenger RNA of Notolabrus celidotus (New Zealand spotty), 1518 nucleotides long. RefSeq lists its product as uncharacterized. NCBI's taxonomy places the organism in Eukaryota, Metazoa, Chordata, Actinopteri, Labriformes, Labridae. The record is from RefSeq and is a predicted model, not a curated record. The coding region runs from base 259 to 1017 and encodes 252 amino acids. The transcript is spliced from 10 exons.
AGCUACAGUAUUCUGUGCAGCAGAAGCUAGGAGGUACGCGUAAAAGAUAGAUCCAUAGAGAAAUACACGGUCAACAAAUGGUUACCCCAGUACUGAGCGGUCGAUCAGUUCCAGCAAGUUUCCCCGCUAAGUGAUUUAAUGAAAAGUCUAUAAUUAUAGGUCCGGACUUUUUAAAGGUGAAAGCAGCAGAUAAAAGCCACAGAGCUCUAGCUGACAGACAGUGAACACAGCAGGGGACGCUGGGGACCAAAUUCAACAAUGAAAAUAUUACUGUGUGUAUUUCUUGCAAUUGCAAAUAUGGUUGCAACUGCCCCCAUAAGAGCCGGAAGAGAAAAUGUGUUAAGCUUCCUUGAAGCUACACUCACCACAACCACUGAGCAGACCAUACAUACAACUUCAACAGUCGUAAAAAACCCUCCAAGUGAACCUGAGACAGAGCAAGAGUCUGCUGAUAUGUCAGAGGCAAGAUCCAGAGAGGGUUAUGGCACCAAUAAAUUUACAGACCCUGACAGCCACAAGACCAUGGAAAAAGGUCUUUCAUGGAGGAGGACAGGAAGCUUCAUCAAAGACAAUACUAGGCUGAUGGGUGUUAGGGGUAGGCCAACUAAGGAUUGGGGGAGCAGAAAGCACCCCGGGUCUGUUGGGGCACAACAAGCCAGCAGAGAACACAUUGACCUGAACAGCCAGGAAGGGCUGACUGUGGGUGCUCGAAAUGUGGUAAGUUUGGGUGGCAACCAAGUGAAUGACAGUGCAAACCAAGGCACCAAAUUUCAAAGAAAGGCAGCACCAGGAAGGGUUCCCGUGUCAAAUGUUAUGUUGACCCAAGGCCAGAGCAGAGAGGUGGUGGACCUUGAUAGUUUGGAAGAGAACAAUGGCAGACAUGCUCUAACGGACAACAGAGGACACGCAGACAUUGACGAAACUAGAGAACUGUUCAGCUCUGAAACGUAUCCAGCUGCACCUCCAGGGCACAUGCCCAGUGGCUCGACUGUUCCAGUAAAAAGCAGAACGUCCUGAUCACUCCAGCAUUUGUUUCCUCUGUGCUUGAAUCAGGUGAAGCUUUCUGCUUCAAAAUGCCUUCACUACAGACUUGCUGUUUUUUUUUUAACCACGUAAUGCACAUUUAGAUUAAUAACAUUCCAUCCUCAUCAAAUUGUAUGAUCCCUAGACCUUGUUUUGUCAUUGUAUGAAUGUAAUGUUGAAUCAUGUUUUGCUCCCUUUUUUUUGAUGAUUCCUUUUCUUCCUCAUUCUGAGUCAGGCGCCAACAUCUGUUGAAUCAUAGGAGGCAUGGAUGCUGCUUCCAAAAACAGUUCCUUUAGGGAUUUUUUAAUCCACAUUUAGAUUUUUACAUGUGUUUUUUGUUUUGUGAUCAUGUAGAACAAUGUACAGCAGUCAUUAUCAUUCUGUUUUUCUCUUUUUACAAACACUAUUAAAGAGUGAGCGUCUGCGUUGUGAUUUGUGGUGGGAUUUUGUGACUUUUUUUUCUUACAGCUAAACUCCCUGCAUUGUUUAAAUGUU